AUGAAGUUUGUGUGGAGGCAAGUCGCAGAGACUCCGCAAAUGUCUGUAGCAUCAUCAGCUUCCAUACCCGCAGUAACAGAACCGGCUGCUACAGCAGUCACAGAUCCAGCGGCUUCAGCAUCACCGCCACCACCACCAGUCGGUGACCCGGCUACGGUGCUGCCACCUGCCGGAACUUUAAUCCCAGACCCGGCUGCGAAUCAAACGAACUGUGCCCCGAAUUGUUCUUCAAGCGCAGCGCUGGCAACUGGCUCACGCAGUGAAGAAGCAAGCCAAUCUCAGUCCGUAGUUAUAUCCAAAACUGCUAGUCCAUCACCGAGCAGCAAUGGUACGAUUGCAAACGGCAACCCUUCCACGAACACGCAACGAGCAACCGACGGGCUGUCUGGUGGUACGGUGGCCGGAGUGGCUAUCGGAAUGUUUCUCGUCGGCUUGUUGAUCGCUGGCGCUGUGUUCUUCUUCCUGUUACGCCGUCAGAAGAAGAAGCGAUACAUUCCAGCACCAACUCAUCUCACCCCUCAUGCUCACAAUUAUGGCGCUGCUGGGCAAGUAGAGAAGGGCCCGACAGUCGCUACCAGCGCUUAUGCUUCGAACAUCGACGACAUGCUACCUCAGCCUGUAGCAGACGACGCUAUCACUGGCGCAGUCUUGAACAUACGGGACAAUAUCAAGAACCAUGUUCGAGAGUUUUAUCAUGUUUCUCCGGUCCCAGCAGCCAGCAUCAACCAGGCAAGCAUGAGGGAGCUGGCGAUUGCGACCGGCACAAGCUCUUCCGUACUCGCAAGUAUGCUCUCGAACAUCUCAACCCGAGCCGAAACGCUUCGCCUCAUUGUAGCCUGGAGUGUGCUCUCGAGAUGCACCGGAGAACGCGUUGAGAGCUUGCUUCCGGGAGAGCUUGCGCCGCUCGCCUCAGCUGUUCCUGGACGAGAUGGUAAAAACGCCGGUAUGUUCAUCUCAGCCUCCGGAAGUCUAUAA
Messenger RNA from Alternaria ventricosa, 975 nucleotides. RefSeq lists its product as uncharacterized. The coding region runs from base 1 to 975 and encodes 324 amino acids. The record is from RefSeq and is a predicted model, not a curated record. The transcript has a single exon. NCBI's taxonomy places the organism in Eukaryota, Fungi, Ascomycota, Dothideomycetes, Pleosporales, Pleosporaceae.